Messenger RNA from Chrysoperla carnea, 1098 nucleotides. It is a transcript of the gene Ktl, whose product is annotated as BTB/POZ domain-containing protein KCTD16. Bases 37 to 756 code for a protein of 239 amino acids. NCBI's taxonomy places the organism in Eukaryota, Metazoa, Arthropoda, Insecta, Neuroptera, Chrysopidae. The transcript has a single exon. Gene Ontology annotation, molecular function: protein binding. Gene Ontology annotation, biological process: protein homooligomerization. The record is from RefSeq and is a predicted model, not a curated record.
UUAAUUCAAAACAAAUAACAAAAAUUAAAAGUAAACAUGUCUGACGCAAAUAGUGACGGGAAUUCAGUUAUUGAAAUAAAUGUUGGGGGUGUAUUUUAUUCAGCAUCAAAGGAAACAUUAACGAAAGAAGCUGAUUCACUAUUAGGUGAAAUAUUUUCUGGACGACAACAAGUACCGCGUGAUGCAAAAGGUCGAUAUUUCAUUGAUCGUGAUGGAGUGUUAUUUCGAUAUGUAUUGGAUUAUCUACGAAAUAAAUCGUUAAUACUUCCAGAAAGUUUUAAGGAAAAGGAACGAUUACGUCAGGAAGCAUUGUAUUAUAAUUUACCACACAUGGUUGAAGCAAUAACAAAUUAUUCAGAAGGAGGUGGUACACCAGCGCGAUCUAAAGGAUGUAUCACAGUUGGAUAUCGUGGCAGUUUUCAAUUUGGACGUGAUGGAUUAGCUGAUGUGAAAUUUAGAAAAAUCUCACGUAUUUUAGUAUGUGGUCGUGUCACAUUAUGUCGUGAUGUGUUUGGGGAAACGUUAAAUGAGUCACGUGACCCGGAUCAUGGAUUAACUGAACGUUAUACAUCACGAUUCUUUUUAAAACAUUCAUUUAUUGAACAAGCAUUUGAUAAUUUAUUUGAACAAGGUUUUAAAAUGGUUGGAAGUUGUGGAUCUGGUACAGCGGGAAGUGCUGCUGAAUUAAAACCGGGUGUUGAUUCUGAAGAGAAUCGUUGGAAUCAUUACAAUGAAUUUGUAUUUGUUAGAGAUUAAGGAAAUUAUAUAUCUAUAUUAAAAAGUAGACAGAAACCAAAAAACGGGACAUACAUAGGAAUUUAUGUAGAAAAAAUAUAUAUAUAUUAUCAACAAACCAUCUCAGUGGUGCAACAAGUAUAUUAUUCGAAGUCGAAAUAAUAAAAGUCUUGUAUAUCGUCGUAUUUUCCAUAUGUUGUAAUAGAUUGAAGAUAAACUUGUUCCGUAAAAAAAAAUGCCUACAAUUUGUUCACAUUAUCUAAGUAGAAUUACAACUAUAUAAACAACAGCAUCUUCUACGAAAUUCGCCAAUCAUUUCGGGUUGGUGACAACAACUAAAUAAAUUGUAUUCAGAAUUUAAAA